Messenger RNA from Rattus rattus (black rat), 653 nucleotides. Its product is annotated as SMR1 protein-like. Gene Ontology annotation, molecular function: endopeptidase inhibitor activity. The record is from RefSeq and is a predicted model, not a curated record. Gene Ontology annotation, biological process: regulation of sensory perception of pain. The transcript is spliced from 3 exons. Lineage: Eukaryota; Metazoa; Chordata; Mammalia; Rodentia; Muridae. The coding region runs from base 81 to 512 and encodes 143 amino acids.
ACUACUCAAAAUUAACUGACCAGAGAGCUUCUGACCAGCACAUUUCCCGGCUUAGAAGUUUCUCCAAGGGGCUACCAAAGAUGAAGUCACUGUAUUUGAUCUUUGGCCUGUGGAUCCUUAUAGGCUGCUUCCAGUCAGGGGAGGGUAAGAGAGGCCCGAGAAGACAACAUAAUCCUAGAAAACAAGAUCCUUCCACUCUUCGUCAUUAUCUCUGUCUUCAGUCUGAUCCCAAUGGUGUGCAAAUGGAAGAAACAACCAGUAUACCCUUAACUAUUCAACCACCUAACAGAAUUGUUGAUCUUCCUGGAAUUGUCUCUAUAUCAUCAGUUGAUCAACUAGGUACCAUUGAAUAUCAUUGUCAGCUAAUUGCUCCAGACCCUAGACGUCUAAGCCAUCCUCCUACUCAACUUUAUUCCACAGAACAAGCAAAUACAAAAACAGAUGCCAAAAUCUCCAACACUACUGCGAAUACCCAAAAUUCCACUGAUAUUUUUGAAGGUGGUGGCAAAUAACAAAUUCCUUUUGGCAGUUAGAAUAGCAUAAAUCAAAACACUGUGUAGUUUUGGGAGAAAUAAUCUUUAAAGGCUUGAGAAACAACCUUUACCCACGCAUUAUAGAAAAUGACAAUAAAGAGCUGAGCAGCAUUACACAGC